AUGCUGCUCGAAUUUACAAGCAAGCGGAUCCUCAAUAGUGCGAUAGUGAGUGGGGGCGAGGAGGUGUACAGUGUUCGCACGCCGACGCAUUUCGGGAGGGCGAGGAUCCAUACGGUUAUACGCAAGAGUGGAGGAGCAAGAGUAAAAGGUGACAGCCACGCCGACACUGACACCACAGCAGCCGUGAUAGAUUGGAAAGAGCAUCGAAUCACGAUUUCCGAUAAAAUCACCACGAGCGUGAGUCUGGGUGAGCUGCACAGCAUGCAGGCGACGCACGCGGGUAAAAUCACGCGCCACUGGCAGCUCAAUGGCAAGUACUACCACAUCGAGUACGUGGUUCCGCAGAAUGGAUCUGGCGCUGACGAUGAACAUGCGGCGUACUGGGAAGCUACCCCGUCCGACGACGACAAUGGCGCUGCUUGGUUCCUGCCCCCGCAGACUAACAUGCUGGGCAAGUUGAAACGCUUGGCGCAGUUUGAAAUGAAUGACGAGGUCGAUGACUGGGGUGACAGAAUUUUCCUGCUCACUCUGUUCAUCUACUCCCAGACACGCCUGAAAGAGCAACUAAACGACACACAAAUCCUCGAACUCACGGAGCAGCUCAAGCAGGAGGAGAGCAGUGGACGGGCGCUGGUUGGAGACGCUGAGGAUAUGAGCGGGUUACUGGCCGAGUACGAGAACGGAAACGCAGUAUACACGCGGAAAAUAGCGAAUCUGAUGGGCGGCGGAUACAGCACGUUUAGGAGAAUAAGAGGUGAUGGCAAUUGCUUCUAUAGGGCGGUGUCGUAUGCGUUCGUGGAGAAGGUGUGUAGUGCAUCCACUGCAGACACAACCAAAGAAAGGCUACAAAGGGUGACCAUUCCCCUCCUCUCGGAAUUGGGUUUUGAUAGUGAAAUUAUGCAAGAUUUCUAUCAGCCAUUGCUUACUAUCCUCGAUAACACGAAAGACCCCUCUAUCCCCCUCAACGAGUAUCUCAAAGUGACACUCAACGAUGACGAAACGAGCAACUCAAUCGUUGUGUUCCUGCGCUAUCUCACAUCAGCGACGAUACGCAAACACGCCGAUGAGUAUUUACCCUUCUUAUUUGCGUAUGAGGGAGAUCUGGUGGUUGAUGACAGCGGUAUGCCUGACAUAAAGAAAUUCUGCGAGACUUAUGUUGAAGCUUUCGGGAAGGAGGCUGACCAUAUACAGAUGACAGCAUUAGGCAGAGUGCUUCAAGUGGAUUUGAAGGUGUGCUAUCUCGAUGCCAGCGAGAAGGAGCACGUGGAUUGGCAUGAGUUGGGCGUAAGCGGUGAUGAGAGUGGUGAAGGAAAUGUCAUCACACUUCUAUACCGACCAGGGCACGUUGAUUUGAUGUAUAAAUGA
This is a messenger RNA of Wallemia ichthyophaga EXF-994, 1365 nucleotides long. Its product is annotated as Ubiquitin thioesterase -like protein. The transcript is spliced from 4 exons. Gene Ontology annotation, molecular function: ubiquitin binding; cysteine-type deubiquitinase activity. Gene Ontology annotation, cellular component: nucleus. Gene Ontology annotation, biological process: protein K48-linked deubiquitination. NCBI's taxonomy places the organism in Eukaryota, Fungi, Basidiomycota, Wallemiomycetes, Wallemiales, Wallemiaceae. The record is from RefSeq and is a predicted model, not a curated record. The coding region runs from base 1 to 1365 and encodes 454 amino acids.